Molecule: messenger RNA, 402 nt
Organism: Phaethon lepturus (White-tailed tropicbird)
Lineage: Eukaryota; Metazoa; Chordata; Aves; Phaethontiformes; Phaethontidae
Product: gamma-crystallin B-like
Biological process (GO): visual perception; lens development in camera-type eye
Molecular function (GO): structural constituent of eye lens
Source: RefSeq, a predicted model, not a curated record
AUGAGAUCUUUUUUUUAUGAAUUUAAGAGCUUCUGGGGCCACAGCUAUGAAUGUAGCAGUGACACCUCCAACUAUGUGAAACAAUGCAAUUCCAUCCUGGUGAAAAAAGGCAGCUGGAUGUUUUAUGAGAACCCUAAUUACUCAGGACACAAAGUACUUCAAAAAGGUGAGUAUACUGACUUUCAGAAGUGGUUCAUUCUCUGCAACUCCAUCAGGUCUUGCCACAUAAUCCUACAAAUCUGUUCCUCAGUGUUUGAAGCUGGCUCUUGGAUCUUGUAUGGAAUGCCCAACUUCAGGGGCUGACAGUGUUUACUGAAACCCAGGGAAUACAGAAGAUUCCUUGACUGGGGUGCAGUAAAUGCUAAAAUUGGCUCUUUGCAGAAGCUGGCUGACUUGCACUGA